Carassius auratus (goldfish) is the source of this 1944-nucleotide messenger RNA. Its product is annotated as heat shock protein 67B1. The record is from RefSeq and is a predicted model, not a curated record. The transcript is spliced from 4 exons. Bases 192 to 1307 code for a protein of 371 amino acids. Gene Ontology annotation, cellular component: nucleus; cytoplasm. Lineage: Eukaryota; Metazoa; Chordata; Actinopteri; Cypriniformes; Cyprinidae. Gene Ontology annotation, biological process: negative regulation of apoptotic process; protein refolding; response to heat.
AUGGUAAGUGCUUAGUAAGUGCUAAAACACAAGGACGCUAUAUAAACAGCGUCUGCGAUGUGUGCUGGUCACAUUUGGGUUUGCCCUCAUUGCACAGUGGUCUCAUUUUUAUAUAGUUAGUACUUCUUUAGUCAUACUGUUGCUGGAUCUUCCAAGACUUUUUCUUCCUUACACUUUUUGAUUUUCUCACUAUGGCGGAUGCUAUCCAGUCGCCAUCCAGGCCUCAAUAUUGUCAUGAUGUAUCUUGGAAUCCCCUGAGCUACAGAUGGCCUAGUGUAAUCUUUAAUCAACAUUAUGGCCUGCCUCCGUUAUUGCACCCUCAAGACCUCAGCUGGAUGGAAGGCAUCUUCAGAAGGCUGGGGACAUCAUCUUGGCCCGGGUACUUGCGCACACCCGUGUUCACUUCCUUUACUCAGGCCCCAGGACAGCCCAUGUCUAAGCUGCAGAGGGAGAUGAGUGGAGGGGUGUCAGAAGAGGUUGGUGAGAUGUGCAAGUGGAAAAUUAGCUUGGAUGUCAAUCACUUCGCUCCCUCGGAGAUCACGGUCAAAAUACAGGAUGGAUUUUUGGUAAUUGCAGGAAAGCAUGAGGAAAGACAAGAUGAGCACGGCUACAUUGCUAGAUGUUUCACAAGAAAAUACACACUUCCAGGUGGUGUGGAUGCUGAAAAUCUCCAGUCGCGUCUGUCCGCAGAUGGGAUCCUUACAGUGGAGACACCAUUACCCAGCAUUCCCCUCCCUGCUGAUGUCAAUAUCCCCAUCCAGGUGGAGGAAACUGUUGGAGGAAAACAAGAAGAUGCUGAUGAGCCUCAAGUUGAAGCAGAAGCUAAACCGGAAUCAUUUGAAGGAGAACCGCCUGAACCCUCAGUCUCAUCUGAGCUUCCUGAGGGUGAACAGAUCACCGAACAAGACCAGCAGACUGUACCAGAUGUAGAUCCUUCUAGUGAACCACAACCCCAGUCCAUCUCAGAAGCUGCACCAGGUACCACUGAGUCUGAAAGCGAGCAGGUCGGUGAACCAGGAGAGGAGGACAAAGAAGGUGCAUUUCAAGAGGCGGUUGAAGGCACCGAGCAAGAUGGAGAGGAAGUCCGUGAGUCUGCAGACAAGCCUCAGGCUCCAGAGAUUCCAGACACCAUUACCUCCGAGCAAGGAGAGCAGGCAGAGGUCACGCAGCUUCCAGAACUGGAAGGUGAAGAAGGACAUGCAGACCCUGCUGUGACAGAAGAUGAGCAAUCAACCUUCGGGCAAACCCAGGAGGUGUUCGAGCCUCAGCAGGUGCUUCAGAAGGAAAUGGAUGUAGGCAAAAUGUAAGCUACAAGAUAACGACAUCCCAGCUCUUUCCUUAGCCUCUUAAUUCCCAUAAAUAUUUUCGAAUUUACUGUAACAAUGCAUCUUCUUAGCACUAAUAAAGACCUGAGCAAGAAUGUGUGAAGCUUCUUGUUGUGCUUUAAAAUAACAAGAGCAAUUAAUCAGAAAAAGCUGAGAAAUGUUCCAGUUGAAGGUGACAGACGGAGAUCUGUCAGUGUGGCACUAUAGUUAACUUCUUGUCAUGCUUGUAGAUAAUUUUAUAUGAAUCUUUUAUGCUGUGAAUACAUUGCAUCCCUUGAGUUCUAGCAAAUGUUGUGUAAUUCUCAUCAUAACUCGGAUGGUUAUGAUGCCAGCGCCUCUUGAGCAUGGUUAUGAUCGUGAUUCAUUAACCUCAAAAUUAGAUAACUAGAGAACGCAAAUCGAUUUGACGAGAAAAAUCCAAUGGGCAAACACAUCAGUUAAUCAGCAAUGGAGUACCGUUUUCUUCAAUAUUUUCUCGUCGAGGAGAUUGAAAGCGAGCCAAAGCAUUCAGAAUAAUCUCCACACUAAUCUGUCACCCAAUUACCACCAAACUGUGCAGAGACAACUCCCAUGGAGUCACUCCUAUAAGCACACAGCCAAUCUGCCAGGCCAACUCCCA